AUGGGCACUCCCUCCAAACGCCUCUGCGUCCGCGCGCUCCUCUCGUGGCCUUCCCAGCGCACCUUCACGACUUCAGCCUGCCGCCAUGCCUCCUCAACGGCAGAAGACGACAUCGACCUGGACGCCCUAACCUCCCAAUCCGGCGUGACCGACACCAGCACCACCGAAUCGCGCUCCGACCUCAUGGCCCUUAAAUCCAUGGACCUCUCCUCCCGCGCCCACCGCGAGCUCGAACAACACCGUGAGCUGCGCGAAAUGGUGCGGCUCGCGGCAUGGGAGAUGCCUCUGCUGUCCCAACUAAGCAGACCUCACGUACCACCGCGGGAGGACCAAGUGCUUCGAUGGCGGUACACAACAUACAUGGGCGAAGUACACCCGGCGGCAAGAAAGGUCGUGGUCGAGUUCCAGCCAGAGCGAAUACCGAAUCUCAGCGACAAGCAGCGACAGAAACUGCUGAAGCUCGCGGGGCCACGGUACGAACCCGGCACGAAGACGGUCAAGAUGAGCUGCGAGAGCUUCGAGACCCAGGCGCGGAACAAGCGAUACUUGGCCGACACCAUCAGCAGCCUCGUCACGACGGCGCGGGAUCAGGAGGGAGAUCAGUUCGAGGAUGUGCCGUUGGAUGUACGACAUUACAAGCCCAAGACCAAGUACAAGUAUCCCAAAGAGUGGAUCAUGACGGCGCAGCGAAAGAAGGAGCUGGAAGGGAAGAGGCGAGCGGCGAUGCUGGAAGAUGGUAGGAGGGUGGAGGAAGGGAGGUUGAUCAGUGGUAUCAAGGCGAUUGAAGAGGCGAGGAAGGUCUCUGCGAAGGCCAUCGAGGAGCCGAUCAUGGCGGAGGCGAGGCGGCCGAUGGUGAAGGGCAAAAUGGGCCGCAAAGAGAUGGGACAGAGGGGUGGGAGGGUGCAGUAA
Messenger RNA from Saxophila tyrrhenica, 909 nucleotides. RefSeq names its product 37S ribosomal protein S24, mitochondrial (gene RSM24). Gene Ontology annotation, cellular component: mitochondrial small ribosomal subunit. Bases 1 to 909 code for a protein of 302 amino acids. The record is from RefSeq and is a predicted model, not a curated record. Lineage: Eukaryota; Fungi; Ascomycota; Dothideomycetes; Mycosphaerellales; Extremaceae. Gene Ontology annotation, biological process: mitochondrial translation. Gene Ontology annotation, molecular function: structural constituent of ribosome. The transcript has a single exon.